CGGAUGUUGGCAACACUGCAUUUGCAAAACAUCUGCACUUCUGCAGUUGGGUGGUUGUCGACUUUUUCCAAAAUGUAGUGUUUUCGGUCGUUUUCGUAGCAGUGAGAGCGAAACAUUCUUUUAAUUACCGUCAAAUGAGACCACAGCCGAAAAUGACGGCGUCUUCAGGUGCAGAAGAGGCCUUGUGCGACGAAGUGCUGUCCAACGGAGACGUAGACAUCGACGUUAACUCUUCGACGAUGAUUCUUGGGGUUCCUGUCGCCAAUGAGGAAGUCCAUUCUGAGGAAGCAAGUAUGCUUGUUGAGGGCACCACGCCCGUUGAACUGCGACAUACGAACGUCACCACGGUGCCCAAAGAGCCAUCUACUUGUUGGAAAACCGGAGCUCGCUAUUGCAUUGUGACCUUCUGCUGUCUAAACGUUGUGAUGUUGGUAUUCGGAGGGCUGUGGCCUGCCCUGUCGCAGUACUCCAAGGACGACCACAAACGAAUCGUCAUUAUUCAAACCGACCACCUCGUUCAAGUAGUCAACGAGCGAUUUCUCAGCGUCGCUCUAGACUCUUCGCAGAUACAUAGGAGAUUUAAAAAAUUUGACAUGAAAUCAAAAGCUGCUCGAAUGCUGGGUACAUACCUGUCCCCUGGAUAUUUACGCGUUGGAGGCACAGCCGCAGACAGACUGAUUUUUGUCGAGAAUCACGUGCAAGAUGGAAAAUUUGACGAAUCUGAGGCACUGCCCUUGGACGGCGGCUCUUGUGCCUACGAAGGAGAAAUGUGCACAAAGCAACAGAGAUUUUUCAACAUGUCUGGUGAGACACUCACUGAACUCCACAACUACGCGAAAACGGCUGGCAUGGACAUGAUUUUCGACCUGAACGCGCUUUUGAGAAAGGGCGAGGACUGGGAUGAUACCAAUGCCAAGGAGCUCUUGGACUACGCCAGCAAACAGGAACUCAAACUGCACUGGCAGCUGGGAAAUGAGCCAAAUGCAUACCGGCACAAAUUUGAUACGUUUGUGGAAGCAUCACAACUGGGAGAGGAUUUCGUGAAUUUGCGGGAGUUGCUGAACCAAUAUCCAAGAUACUCAAGAUCCUUCCUUUUGGGCCCGGAUAUAACUAGACCACGGCCGCUCAAGCUGGCCGACUUGGAUUACCUGAGGGAGUUCCUUCGAACUGCUGCUCCUCGACUUAAUGCUGUGACUUGGCACCAGUACUACUUAAACGGAAGGGAAGCCACAUUGCAGGACUUUUUGAAUGUGGAGACGUACAACGUUUUGUAUGAGCAAAUCGGUCUUGUCAAGAAUGUUAUGAAGAGUAUGGCACUCGGCAUGCCAGUUUGGCUAGGAGAAACUGGAACCGCUUUUGGUGGCGGUGCUGCUGAGCUGUCGGACCGGUUUGUCGGCAGUUUCCUCUGGUUGGACAAACUUGGCGUUGCGGCGAGCGAGGGCAUCAAGGUGGUAAUCAGGCAGAGUUUGUUCGGCGGACAUUAUGGUCUCAUCCGCAAUGACCAUGGAUCGCUCGUUCCCAACCCAGAUUUCUGGGUGUCCAUUUUGUACAAGCGACUGGUGGGCACUGGCGUCGUGGGUGUGACGCUGCUGAAAGAUUUCAAAGGGCCAGUCCGAAUCUACUGCCACUGCACGGAGCCAUCUGCUUUGCAUCCUGGCCUCGGAGGAGUCACGAUUUUCGGCAUCAAUUUGCUCUCUGAUGCCAUUGAGCUGUCACUGCAAGGCACGCACAACGUCAGCAGUGUGGACAGAUACAUCCUGCAAGGAGAGACCGGCCUUCAAUCUCAGCACGUGCUGCUGAACGGCGAGAAGCUGGAGCUGCUGGCCAACUUCCGUCUGCCGCCUAUGGCUGCCCAACCAAUGGAUCUGAACUCGCCUAUAUCAAUGCCCGAGCACUCAAUAGGAUUCUGGGUACUGCAUGGGGCCCAAGUGCCUGCCUGUCAAAAUACUCAGUAAGCUCCAUGACAUGAAAUGUGUAGCUGACUUUUACUUGUGCACUCACCCCUACUAUUAAACCUUCGAUAAUAAUUAGUCCUCACGUGCAAAAACUAUACCGCAACUCGUUCUAGCUGAAACAACGCAAUCACUAUAUAGUAGUCACUGUUUUUGUGCAAAUAUUUGUAUUUUGUGGGCUUCAAGCGACUGAAUUGAAUCCAUUGCGAAACCAAGUUGAAAGUUUUCCGUCGACAAACUACAAAAGGAGGUCUAAUUACGAAAAUAUCAAGAGUAUGCCUGCAGAAUCCCAAGCUUAGGAUGAUUAUGAUAAGAAAUUUAAUUUCGCCCGUAGACGAACAAAAUGGUUUUGCAGACGUUUUUAGCCGUUUUUAAGAAAUCCACUUCCUCACCUCUGCAUUUACUCUGCGAAUCUGCAUCUCUGCACCCAGCAUUACAAAAUGUACAUUGUUUCUCAUGAUGAAUUUAUUGUUUCUGUAAUAAGCUGCGAAGACGUACUUUUUACAUUAGCAUCCCGUUUUAUUUUAUUAUUUUUGAUAAAAUGUGAUUUAAUGUUAUGGCCAAAUAAAAACAAACUUGUGAAGUCCUGUUCUAACAA
Molecule: messenger RNA, 2550 nt
Organism: Cloeon dipterum
Lineage: Eukaryota; Metazoa; Arthropoda; Insecta; Ephemeroptera; Baetidae
Product: heparanase-like
Exons: 10
Coding region: 135-1955 (606 amino acids)
Cellular component (GO): extracellular matrix; membrane
Molecular function (GO): hydrolase activity, acting on glycosyl bonds
Source: RefSeq, a predicted model, not a curated record